GCUUACCAUAUUUAUUUUAAUACCAACAAUUAUCAUGAGCGGUCACAUUAGAGUGGUUUAUAGUCGACCAAAUUGUUUAACUCACACAUACACAUACACGACCAUACAUAUGUGUGUAUACACUAAUUUGUAAAGCCAACGAGUGUAAAUAUUUUAUUGAAUGGUUUGUAGACGUUCUGGCAUAGUGUCCAACAAAUUUCAAAAUGGACCGAAUUUGCCGGGUUUGCAUGGACAGUUCAGUUACGUUGGUGGACAUAUUCGCCCAACGUCAGCAGCCAUCGCAAAAAGAGCCCGACCUGGCUGAAAUGCUAAAUGUAUUUUGCACUGUGAAACCGAAUGAUUUGCUGCCCCAGCAGAUUUGUUUAUCAUGUGUGCUUGCCACCCAGAAUGCCUACAAAUUCAAAUGCACUUGUGAGGAGAGCAAUCGACAACUUUUGCAACUGCUCACAAUAAAGAAACAACAGCAACAAGAACAAAUUCAACAACAACAACAACAAGAAAACAUUUCCACACAAUAUAUAGUUCCCCUGCGACGAUGCUGUUUAUCAUAUCGCGGAGUUGCCCGUGAACUUAAAUUGUGUCAAGAAGGAGCAGUAUCCCGCGAUGAUGAAGCACCUAGCUCUACAUUCCGACAACAUCCGCCAUUAUUUGUGAAAUCUAAGGAAACACCCUUAAGAAAACGCAGAAAUAAGUAUAAAGUAAAGAGCAACAAACUGGGCUUGGAUGACAAGUGCCGAUACUGUGACAAAGCUUUCUCCAGCUCUUAUGCAAAGCGAUUACAUGAGAAACGACAUACGGGCGAGAGAUCACAUAUAUGUAAUUCUUGCGGCAAAGGUUUCAUACGUAGUCACGAUCUCAAGAUACACAAUAAACGUCUUCAUACUGACGAACGGCCAUUUCAAUGUCAGCUUUGUCCACGAUCCUUCAUUGCCAAUCAUCUACUUAGAACCCAUAUGAAGCAACACAAAUAUCGCUGUGAUCUCUGUCCCUCUUACUUUAAACUACAAUCUAAGCUACGAAUACAUAUGGCAGCGUCGCAUGUUACAAAUGAUGAGAUUACUAAUCAAAGGAUUCGCAAAUGUAUUGUGCAGCCGAAAUCUAAAGGACUUCCAGCCUUGGAACGAGGAUUACGUGAUAGAUUAGCGCCUGUUUCAUACGAGGAACUAGAUAUGGACUGUGAAUUGAAUGAGAUAGACACGCCUUUGAAUUACAACGAAUUGAAGUGUGACGCUCGCGAUAAUCUCUCCGAUAUUUCCGAAGAUAAGCCUAAAACCUUUGUGAAACGCAUAGACAAAUAUUUUUGUGACAUCUGUGGAAAGGGAUUUCCCCGAAAAUACGCGUUGACCCAACACUACCGAUGCCACACAGGCGAACGUCCCUACAAAUGCAGCAUGUGUCCUAUGGCAUUUACCCAAGGACAUUCGCGAAAGCGCCACAUGCACAGGAAACACAGCAAUUAUAUUAAUAAGGAAUUACAGAUUCCGCCUUUGAAACGAGUUGUCGUUCGAGUUGCUCGCUUGCAAUUGUCACAUUUACUCGCUCUCAAAUGCAUCCAGAUGACUGAAGAAAACGCUAUCAAAUAGAAUGUUUCAAAAUUGAACACCAUUGAA
Messenger RNA from Drosophila sulfurigaster albostrigata, 1610 nucleotides. RefSeq names its product zinc finger protein 540-like. Gene Ontology annotation, cellular component: nucleus. Gene Ontology annotation, molecular function: zinc ion binding. The record is from RefSeq and is a predicted model, not a curated record. NCBI's taxonomy places the organism in Eukaryota, Metazoa, Arthropoda, Insecta, Diptera, Drosophilidae.